Molecule: messenger RNA, 5408 nt
Organism: Entelurus aequoreus (snake pipefish)
Lineage: Eukaryota; Metazoa; Chordata; Actinopteri; Syngnathiformes; Syngnathidae
Product: TOG array regulator of axonemal microtubules protein 1-like
Exons: 24
Coding region: 570-4982 (1470 amino acids)
Biological process (GO): microtubule cytoskeleton organization
Cellular component (GO): cilium; cytoplasmic microtubule
Molecular function (GO): microtubule binding
Source: RefSeq, a predicted model, not a curated record
CGUCACCAUGGAAGCGCUCCGUUUGCGACCUGGAGACGCCAUUUUGCUUCCCUCUGCGUGUGUGUGCGUGCGUGUGCGUGAACGUGUGUACGUGUGUGCGUGGGCGCCCAUCGGUGCAAAUACCUCUGUAGCUCCCAAACAUUCAACACUCCUCACGUCAGUCUAAACACGACCAACAUGUUAACGCUCGGACAACAGCUAGCCUGCUCCACACUGGACAAGUAGACAUGGGAACAUGGAAUACGUGACGUUUAAUGGUCUCGACGAACGUCGUCGAAGUGUCACCGGGUGGAAAUACAAGGCGGCCUCGGUCCACCUGCGAGUGGACUGUAGUCCUGAGGGAGGCAAGUGUGAAUGUGGACACGCCAACGGACCAAAACAACGGAUAUGAUGUGAUCAAAUGUGACUGUACUGGAAAACACCCAACAGAAAAGCUGUUAAAUUUGAGUGGCUUCCGAUCAUCAACGACUCAGGAUGAACGCCAGAAGGAGAGAAGAGGAAUGUAUUCAUCCUCACAAGAUUUCCCCUGAUUCCUCUCAUGUUUGACCACAUUUGCUACAUCGUCAAUCAUGAUUCUUGGCAUAAUCUCCCAGGAGUUGUACCAGCAGCUUCUGGACCCAAAUAAUUACCAGAAUCGCACAAAUGGCGUGGAAGAGCUGAAACAAAUCCUGUCGGAAGUAAACCUGAAACUGGUCUCUUCUGACAGCAUUGAAGAGUUCAUAAAUUUUCUCUCUAGACUUUUGGAUGAUAGUAAUUUUAAAGUAUUGUAUGGCACCUUACAAGUUUUAAAUUUACUCAUUCGGAGAUUAGACACAAGCAUUGACAAAUAUGUCAAACAGAUAGUCUUGGUGGCCCUUAAGGCUCUAGGUGACACUUGCACCAUCGCCAGGAAUGAAUACAUGAACAUAUUUCAACAGAUGAUGAAAACUGUUGCCCCGCAACAAGUUUUAGAUCUUGUCAUUGGCAACUUGAAACACAAAAAUUCCAGGGUCCGGGAGGAUGUUCUGAACAUUAUUAUUGCAGCAAUGCUGACUCAUCCAAGGAAAGAGUUCAACAUCCCAAAUCUUUGUUUUGAAGUUGCACCAUACUUGGCAGACAGCAAGAAAAAGGUCCGCCACGCCGCCCUUGAGUUGUUUGCUGUUUUUGACUCCUGCCUGGACGCUGGGAAAAAACAGCCUCUCACAAAAGCGGUAGACAUGGUUGAGCUGAAUGAGGAAGCUGAGGGUCUUAUGGCAGCUGUACAGGCCAGACGAGCAAGGCGUGUCCUCCCUAAACUUUCACCAGAGGGGGUAGUGGAGUACGGUCUGGUGGUACCUAAAUCAGGCUUGCGCUGCUCGCCACAGGCUACUUCUGGAGCUGAUCUGGACUGGGUGAUGAAUGGAGGACGUCUGAGUAGCGCAAGGAGUCAGAGAACUGAGCUGGACUGUGAUCAACUGCAUGGCUAUGGCAGCUUAGGCUGCCUCACUGAUGAGCUUCCGUCUCAACGGAGGAUUGUCAGCGCAGGUAAAGGGAAGAACAAACUACCCUGGGAAAGGUUGAGCUUUACAUCUACUGAAAAUAAUCAUCACUGCAGCUCCCCCAGUGGAAAGUGCUUGGAGCAGGUAACCAUCGGAGAUGUUAUUCCGCUAUCCAGGAAACUGAGCCCAGAGACCUACAUCCCCACUUUUAGUUCUGCAGAACCACAGACACCCCAAGCCUCUAGGAGAAGGCUGUCUCCUGCCCGGCUGAGAAGAAGCGGAAGCCUCAACUUAGACCCCGACAUCUUUGAAACCACAAACUUCACAGAGACUGAUAGCGCGUCUUCCAAAGGACACAUGCUCUCAAGGAAUCCCAGUGUUGAGCGCACGCUUUCUCUCCCCUCAAACCACACAAUCUCAGGUUCCUUCCUGCUGCCUUCCUACCCUCUGGCUGCACUCCCAGGAGGCAGGCUCACUCCAACACUUUCCCGUCGCCAUGCCGACUCGUCACUCUCUAUGUCCAACACCUGGCCCAACAAGCGAGAGAGCAGCCCUCAGCAGCGAGACACCAGCCCCUGGAGGGACACAGCAGGAAAAGGGGACCAAUCUAUCAGAUGUUCUCCAAGGCCAAUCCGUGCCGCCCUAAAGAGUUCUUCUUCAACUUUGUCAUUCCGCCGGGCGCUGAACAGUAAUAAGACAGCACUCCCCAUUUCACCAGUCAUUGCUUCAGCGGAUCAGACACAUUUUUAUGACCAGAGAUCCAAUGCACGGUACAGCCCCCAAAAUCAGCAACUCGAGAGAGACCAUCUCCUGGAGCCUGUUGGCUUUAACACAACACAAAACAAUCAAGAGGAAGAUGCUUUGGACAUGCAGGAGAUGUUGAACUCUCUGCGUUCCCUGCGAAACAGUGCUGCUAAGAAGAGGGCCAAAGUGAGCCUUAGCAGUUCAGACCCAGACCAGGAAAGCCAGGAUCCUGUAAGGUUAGACCUGAGUCAAGACCCAGUUGUGCACACGUCUCGCAUGCUUACCAGCUCAGCCAGCGAGAAUGGUCUUUCCAGUUUGAGUCUCACCAGUUCCAGUGUCUUUGGCAUCAAAACAAGUCCUGGAAGCAUGACCUCCUCAGGAGUGAAACCUCGUAUGGCAAGAGUGCCUUCUGCAAAAUUGAAGUCGUCUGUGUCCAUGGACUUAAGCAGCCUUUCAGGAUUAUGUCAGAGAAAUGAACUGUCAUCCCAGGUGGGUGUUGUUGGGCAGAGAGUCAGCUACUCCAAUGGAACUUUUAGAAGCAAUGAGGACACAACAGUACCCUCACCCCCCUUGAUCAAACCAGCAUUAAGUGAAUCACAGAGAACUCUAAAGUCAAGUAACGAAUCUCGCAUCAACGGAAGAAGGAAUUCACUUGCAAAAGACGUGUCUGAAGGAGUCAUUGGAAGAGGUAUGUUUGAUGCUAAAGUGUCCUCACCUCGUCCAGGGUUGUCAUUCGAGCAGGGUGAUACGGUGGCGAAACCCUCUGUUGAACCCCUCGGAUGCCUCCAUCUUUUGUCUGGUGAUCACAGAACCACAAGUCCUGAUGAGAUGACGAAUACACGCUCCAGGCAUAGGGACAAGAUCCGGCACCGUGUCAGACAAAUGCUUUCUGACUCACCCACUGAAGAGAGUACGAAGAUUAAACAUCUCCAUCUAAAUGGUAGCACAAUCACGUUCUGUACAGCAGACCUUUCCUCAGAUGGGUCACCCAUUAGCCCCACCAGCCCGCUCAGUCCACCUGGACCCCACAGCCCCAUCAAGUGCCUCACUCCGCCCCACCAACCAAGCCCCCCCACUGUGCCUCCUAAUCCCCAAAACAUGUCCCGCGUAAGGAGAGCACCAAGCCUCACCAGGACGCGACCUUCACUGUCCCACAGCUCAGAGGAUCUUUCCUCUGUUGCUGUGGGCCACAAGAAAAACUCCUCUCAGCCUCCAGAAUUGUGUCUUUCUUCCAAACCUGAUCAAGCACUGGUGCAGAGCUUGGACCGGCUGAGCUCAGAGUGCUGGGAGAAAAAGAUUGAAGGUCUGACACUGCUGCGCUCUCUGGCUCAGUACCACUCAGACAUACUUCAGGGCAGGCUUCAUGAUGUCUGCAUCGCUCUCACUCAAGAGGUGAAGAAUCUUAGAUCAGGCGUGUCCAGGGCUGCAGUGCGCACACUUGGCGACUUUUACACACACCUACAGAAGGCAAUGGACCAGGAGUUGGAAGGGACCGUUAAAGCCUUGGUGCACAAGGGAGGAGAAACUAAUGCCUUUAUUAGGCAGCAUGUUGAUGACGCUUUAGACUGCAUGGUGCAGCACUGCACUCCCACUCGAAGCAUUCAAGCUUUACUCUCUGGGGGAGUUAGUCACCUCAAUCCAGUGGUAAGGAAAUGCACUGCCCAACACUUGGCCAAUCUGGUGGAAAAGGUCGGUGCCGGUCGUCUCCUCAGUGGAGGUAAAGAUUUAUCUGAAAGAAUUGUACCUGCAGUAAGCAGGCUGGCACAAGACUCCUCACAAGAAGCAAGACACUAUGGCCGUCGAAUGCUGUUGUCCCUGUCCUACCAUCCAGACUUUGAUAAGAUCCUGGAAAGAACUAUUCCGUCGAAAGACCUGCAGCCUACCAGAGACACAAUCUUAAGUCUCAAAACCAAGGGGCUAGGUGAGAUGCCCCAGGACACCCACUCAGCGAGAGGCAGACGCUCCCUCCCAGGAAGUGGCACAGUCCGAGCCUCAUCUCUCAACAGAGAGCCAGUCAACCACAGCAUCAGAAUGGUUAACAGUAAUUACAGCAGCAGACAUCCCACACACAGCAUCGCCGACAAGAAUGACUACAUCAAUCAACUAACUUGCAUGCUGGGAUCCAAGGACUUCAGAGAGAAACUUAAGGGCAUGGACCAGCUCGUGUCUGACUGCCAGCAACACCCCGACCUGGUCAUCCAUAGUUUAUUCCCGCUUUUUGAUGCCCUAAUGGCCAGACUGCAGGAAUCUAACAGCAAAGUCAACCAGCAUGCCCUGGAGUCGCUGCAAAAAAUCAUCCCCUUGAUGAAGGACAACUUGUCUCAAGUGGUCAACCUUCUAGUCCCGGCUAUUGUGGACAAUCACCUCAACUCUAAAAACGACGCCAUUUACUCCGCUGCUAUUGGUGCAAUCGAUGCACUUAUCCUCAAUCUGGAUAACAUGCUCCUCCUUAAGCCUUUCUGCACCAAGGCUCAGUUUGUCAGCGGUAAAGCCAAGCUGGAUCUUGUGGAGAAGGUUGCAGAUCUGGUGACCAAGCUGUACUCUCGCAAGCCGCAGAUGGUGGAGCAGAAAGCGCUGCAAUUGCUGUGGCACAUGCUGGGCACGUCCAGCCACAGCGGCACGGUGCACGGCCGAGGCGGCAGUACGCGCGCCGCCACCGCCGUUCUGUGCCAAGCUCUUCGCGCCCAGAUGGGGCCCGGCCUGAGCGAGUGCGCUGCAACGCAGUCCGCCACCACCCAAAAGGGGUUGAACGAGCUUCUGAGGAACUUGUCCAAAACAUAAAGCAGAGUCCGAGAGCAACAUUCAAACACUGACCUUACUUGAAGAUGGAGAUGUUCUACAUUUCUUAGUGCCUGCACUUUUAUCGCAAUGUCCUUGUCGAGUAGGAUUUGAACUCUUUUCUCAGUCAUUUUUCUUCCUCUGGCAGACCUGCCAACAUGCAGGCUUUUUUGUACACAUUUUACUUGCUGCUCUCCAGAUACGCAUUUUGUUGCAUCUUGACAUUCUCCGUUUGGAGUUGUGAAACAUGGAUCAUGAUUCUGUGUCGAGGCGCCAAGCGGCUCGCUCCUCCCCCUGCAAACCUUUUUGUGCAGUGUGACUUGCACGGUGCACCUCCAAAAAAAAAAAAAAAAAUCUAACCUCACAAAAGAACGUUAUUACUGUGUGUUCAGUCUGUUUUGCAGUAAAAAUUACUACUUAUAAGUUCCA